AUGCCCAUUUCAAUGGCCAGAGCCCGUCGGUUGUUUUUGAGCUGUUCUGGCUUGGAGCAGCCCGAGCAGCCCGAGCAGGAGCAGCAUUCAGGCUUCCCGAACGCAUACUUCCUCGCUUUGGACAAUAAUUUUUCGGGCGGUCAGGGCUUUCUGCCGCCUGCUAAGCUUAUCGGCCAACGCGAUAACAGGGGAUGUGGGGCAGGCGCUCAGUGCUGGGGCCUGGCGCUCCACCCCUGCUCCGCGUCCGGGCAGGAGGUUCUUUAG
Gaeumannomyces tritici R3-111a-1 is the source of this 264-nucleotide messenger RNA. RefSeq lists its product as hypothetical. The transcript is spliced from 3 exons. Lineage: Eukaryota; Fungi; Ascomycota; Sordariomycetes; Magnaporthales; Magnaporthaceae. Bases 1 to 264 code for a protein of 87 amino acids. The record is from RefSeq and is a predicted model, not a curated record.